UUCCAGCAUUAAGACCUGCUAAAGAAACCCAUAGUCAACUUGACUACAAGUUUCCCGCAUGCACCGGGCUCCCAGACGUCACAGGCGAGGUGUGUUGGGGGGUCGAGAGCUCACAAAGUACGGGGGAUUGAAGUCACGCAAGCACGCUGCUGGAGCCACCACGGCUCGUAAGGUAACCUUGGGGUGCAAUUCCGGGCUUAUUUUCACUCACCAACGGGAUAUUUUGUUCAACUGAAACGUGCAUCGGUACCCGUCUAUAAUCCAUGUGGAUAUUUACAGUUCCAAUCAGCGAGUGACUCUCUCUCCAUUCUUGGAAGAGAUAGUCCGUGGGUUGAUUUGUCAAAACUGUCGGGGGAGAGCUUUUCCUUGUUGCAGCUUCUCCAGUUUUUCCAUCGCUGUGCCGAUUUUGGACUAACUUUUUCUGUCAGAGGACUGCAGAGUUUAAAUUGUUUGCUCUCAACACAUCAUCAUGACGUAUCCAAGACAGCUUCAUCUACUCGUCAUAGUGACGUCACUUCUAAGUCUUACCGUUGUUGCGUUCACCCAAUCGUUCACCCAACCGUGUGUUGCGACAACGUGCGCGUAUACAGCUGAUAUUGCAUUCGCUGACUGUAAUGGCCGCCAGUUGAAGUGUCUACCACUGUCCUUCAAUCAGGCUAUCAACAUGGACAUGGGUCAAAACGCCAUCCAACGUCUACCGAGGAGUAUGCUUGCGGGUUAUUUAAGACUCAAAUCCCUAGACCUCAACAACAACUUAAUCUCAGUUAUAGAGGAUCAUGCGUUCGGUUCCAUGAAAACGCUGACGACUCUCACUCUAAGUUUUAAUAGGAUUACCCAAUUGGGAAUGGCGACCUUUAGCGGACUGCUGAGUAUCCAGGCUCUUUAUCUACAGGGAAACAGCAUCGUGUCUAUACACGCCAACGCGUUUAACGGAUUAACACAGAUGCAGGAAUUAAACAUCGCUGGUAACCGGCUGGUAACUCUGCCUGCUUCCGUGUUUAGCCAAUUGAUUAACCUCAGACGGCUCAUGCUGCAAGAGAACCAACUGAGAACCAAUAAUCGAUUUCUGAACGGAUUGGACAACCUAAUCGAACUGGACCUUGAUGGGAACCGGUUCGUCAACUUACCCGAUCUGAGCGGUAUGCGCAUGCUCGGUGACCUUGAAAUAACCGAUUCCAAUAUACAACGGAUUAGGAAUAAUUCUUUUUCUCAUUGUGGACGGAUUAAAGAACUUAUCCUAGCCAGUAACUUUAUUGAUACCAUCGAACCCGAAGGACUGAGUGGAUUGAGAUCUGUAACUGACAUGUACCUCUCCUUUAACUCCUUGAAGACACUCCCGAUAAAUGUCUUCAGCAAACUGGUUUACAUGGAAAGAUUAUUUCUUCAAAACAACCUUUUGACAUCGCUGUCAGGAACUCAUUUUGCAACCCUAACGCGAUUGCGUGCUCUGUAUCUAGGCAACAACCAACUGAAAGUUUUCCCGCCACUUCCUGCGAGCAGGUCACUCACCAUCCUCGACCUGACCGCCAAUAACCUUUCAACUAUGACCCAGGAUAUGAUUGUUUCCCUCCCUCUACUUAACCGUCUGCUCCUCACCAAGAAUCCCUUAAUAUGCGAUUGCCGUCUGAAAUUCCUCAGACGGUGGUUUAUCAAUCAGGGUAGAGCCCACCGUCCCCUCGAUCUCCCAACAUGUGAUGUUCCCAUUUUACUCAGCGGUACCCGUCUAACAAUGGUCCCUGCAGGAGGGCUCUCUUGUACCCCUCCGACCGUCCGGGUCCGGGCUGCUACCGUCGGGGUAACAGAGGGUCAGAACAUCACCCUGGAGUGCAGUGGAUCCGGUGGGUUCCCAUCACCAACAAUCACUUGGAGAUCACCCAGCAACCAGAGACUUAUCCCGGAUGUUCGGUCCGGACGAUACCUCGUCUCGGAUGACGGUCCUUUGAUGAUAAUCCGAGCUACGAUGUCAGAUACGGGUCUGUUUACAUGCGUUGGUUCUAAUCCGGCCGGAACAGUGACCGCUCCGGUACAGUUGAAGAUCCAAGCAAAUCCCAACCCACCAGCUGCUACUGUCGCCACAAGUGUCAUUUUCACACCAGUAAUUGGCAUCACUGGCCCCCCUGUCCGGACCACCACAAUGCUAAGACCAACAACUCAAGCGGUCGAGAUCAAAACAACUCCAGAAUCGCCCUCUGGAGGAGUCACACCGUUACCCACUACUGAGACACCUCGACAAGACGAAGACCGAGUGUUGGAUUCGAACCCAAGACUACCAGAUUCGAAUGAGGAAGACCUGCCCCCAAACCACACGGUCUGUGAUUACAAUCCCGGAAAGGUCAUUAUUGCUAUAUUUAUCACUUUCUUCCUGACCUGUUUGCUUUGUGUCUUGUUAUUCUGGUCAUGGUAUCAUCGUCUUAUCCCAAAGUUCAUCAGCCGAUCUUUGAACCUAAGGUCACUCAAGAACAAACGACUGUCUCGCAACAUCGUCCCCACACGCGCUCGAGCCCCCUUGCCUUACAGCCAGAUGCUAAGCGAAGGCGUCUACAUGCGUCCGAGUUCGCUGAGCGGGAGCGACGAUUCGGUCAGCACUAGCAGCAGCUUCGAGCAGGAUAAUCGUUACGUCAUCACAGAGAGCAUUGUGGGACCGGAAGGCUUCCCCGGACGGCAGACAAUGUUAAACAAACGUGGGCGUAAACCUAUCCCCGGACCUAGUGAUUCUCAACACACGUAUAUCAAUGCGGACGUGGUUGUAAAUGACUCUAACUACACAGCGCUAUGUACUGGUAAGGAUGAGAGAGCACCAAGUCCCCAUACUAUACCAAGAAAACAGGUUCGAAGACUUCCAAAUACCGACGGUAGAGGUGUAAGCACAGACAGUAGUAGAAUAUACAUGGACUUAAGUUGAAAAUAAACUAUGGACAGUUAUGAUCACUGCAUGGUGAGGUUAAAGACAGUGGACACUAUUGGUAAUUG
This is a messenger RNA of Asterias rubens (European starfish), 2970 nucleotides long. Its product is annotated as leucine-rich repeat and immunoglobulin-like domain-containing nogo receptor-interacting protein 1. Gene Ontology annotation, cellular component: membrane. Gene Ontology annotation, biological process: toll-like receptor signaling pathway; immune response. The transcript has 2 exons. NCBI's taxonomy places the organism in Eukaryota, Metazoa, Echinodermata, Asteroidea, Forcipulatida, Asteriidae. Bases 470 to 2902 code for a protein of 810 amino acids. The record is from RefSeq and is a predicted model, not a curated record. Gene Ontology annotation, molecular function: protein binding; transmembrane signaling receptor activity.